Messenger RNA from Phaeodactylum tricornutum CCAP 1055/1, 1071 nucleotides. RefSeq lists its product with no specific name. The transcript is spliced from 3 exons. The annotation marks the transcript as partial. The record is from RefSeq and is a predicted model, not a curated record. Lineage: Eukaryota; Bacillariophyta; Bacillariophyceae; Surirellales; Neidiaceae.
AUGGUUUCGUACGAGGAUUUACAGGAAAAGCUUCCUUCGAAAGCGGUGAUUGACGUGGUGUCCAUGAAGCCCGAGAAAGUCGUUGCUUCGGACGUGGCUACGGCAGCGGGGAUCUCGCUCUCCCAGGCGCGCAAGGAUUUGACCGCCUUGGCGUCCAUCUCGCGUGGCGACAUUUCAGUGGACAAGGACGGAGAACUCAUCUAUUCCUUUCCGCGUGAUUUGAAUUCCGUACUGGCCAGCAAUUCCGUCAAGUACCAAACUUUGCAGCUGGCGCGGAAAGUGUGGCCGGCUGUCUUUUGGGGCGUGCGCGUUUCCUUUGGUGUCACGUUGUUGGUGUCGCUGGUGGCCGUCUUUACUACCAUCUUUUUCAUCACUUCCAGUAGUUCCAAUAACGAUGAUCGACGAAGAGAUGACCGUGGCGGUGGUAUGUCCUUUGGCAUGGGAGGCAUGUGGGGACCAUCGCCAUUGGAUUUCUUCUUCUACCGUCCUUACGGGUCGUACGGAUACUAUGGUCAGCCGGAGCGUGAUCCGGAAGAGAUGGGCUUUUUCGAGUCGGUCUUUAGUUACAUAUUUGGUGAUGGCGAUCCCAACGCUGGUCUGGAAGAGAAGCGACUGGGUUUAGUGGCCAGCAUGAUUCGGGAAAACAAAGGAGCUGUGACCGCCGAGCAGUUGGCACCGUACUGUGACGGCGCGCCGAACCCACAAGAACUCGCAUCCAAGACCUUCGUGCUACCGAUUGUUACCGCAUUGAAUGGUGAACCCCGCGUGACUGAAGAUGGUUCGAUUGUCUACACGUUCCCGGAGCUGCAAAUGUCGGCGGCGACCGUCAAAGUGAUACCCGCAGCAUCCAAAGAAGAGAUGGAAAUGAUGGGACAGAAUCCGGCGUUGUUGCAAGAACGGGAAUGGAAGUUUAGUUUGGCACCCGAGAUCAAUCGAUUCCUAGCCGGGGGGUUGGGGGUGGUGAAUUUGGGAGGUGCGCUGUAUCUGGGCAACUUGUUGGGACAAUACGCGAUGUACGGCGUCAGACUACCUUCCUACUUUGGCAUUGUGCAGGGCGCCUACCCUUUCCUG